This is a messenger RNA of Staurois parvus, 464 nucleotides long. NCBI's taxonomy places the organism in Eukaryota, Metazoa, Chordata, Amphibia, Anura, Ranidae. The record is from the annotation of a GenBank genome assembly.
CAGACAUGGAGCACUUCCAGCUCAGCCUGUCGGGACUAGGUAUCAUCGCUCAGAGGAGCGGCGCGGAGCUCAGCCAAUAUCUGUCCAAGCAGAUAUGGACUCCUCAAGACAGAGAAUCUCUGCUAAGCAGUUUAGCACAAUUGCUCUUGGACAAAGAAUGCACACUUCUGAUUGGACGACAGCUUCGACCAUUGCUAUUGGAUCUUUUAGAAAGAAAUGCAGAAUCUAUAAAAUCAGGAAAUCAAGUUAAUCAUGACCUUCAUGAGAGGUUAUGUGUUGCAAUGAGUAAAUUGGUCACCCGUCACCCUGAUGUCCUCCCAUUUGCAUUACAGUAUUUUCAGACAGCUUCACCAGUAUUCCAAAGACUAUUUCUGGAAAGCUGUGAUACCAGUACAGUUCGCUAUGGGCGGCGACGGAUGAAACUGCGAGACCUUAUGGAAGCUGCUUUCAGAUUUUUGCAGCAG